Molecule: messenger RNA, 1394 nt
Organism: Zea mays
Lineage: Eukaryota; Viridiplantae; Streptophyta; Magnoliopsida; Poales; Poaceae
Product: expansin-B4
Exons: 4
Coding region: 73-921 (282 amino acids)
Biological process (GO): sexual reproduction
Cellular component (GO): extracellular region
Source: RefSeq, marked provisional
CCAGUGCCCACUGCUCGCCGCUAGAGGAAUCUGAGAGAGAGAGGGGAAAGGGCGAAGGAGGCGCAGGCAGGCAUGGGCUCCCCUUCCUCCCUCCCCGCCGCGGCGGCGCUCGUGCUCCUGGCCCUGCUCGCCGGAGCCCAGUGCCGCGAGGCCCAGUUCGACGCCGCGGACGCCGGCGCGGAGAACUUCAACACCAGCGAGGCCGCCGUGUACUGGGGCCCCUGGCAGAAGGCCCGGGCCACCUGGUACGGCCAGCCCAACGGCGCCGGCCCGGACGACAACGGUGGUGCGUGCGGCUUCAAGCACACCAACCAGUACCCCUUCAUGUCCAUGGGCUCCUGCGGAAACCAGCCAUUGUUCAAGGACGGCAAGGGAUGCGGCUCCUGCUACAAGAUUCGGUGCAGGAAGGACCCGUCCUGCUCCGGGCGGACGGAGACGGUGAUCAUCACCGACAUGAACUACUACCCGGUGUCCAAGUACCACUUCGACCUCAGCGGCACGGCGUUCGGCAGGCUGGCCAAGCCCGGCCUCAACGACAAGCUCCGCCACUCGGGCAUCAUCGACAUCGAGUUCACCAGGGUGCCGUGCGAGUUCCCUGGCCUCAAGAUCGGGUUCCACGUGGAGGAGUACUCGAGCCCCGUCUACUUCGCGGUGCUGGUGGAGUACGAGGACGGCGACGGCGACGUGGUGCAGGUGGACCUGAUGGAGUCCAAGACGGCGCGCGGGCCGCCGACGGGGCGGUGGGCGCCGAUGCGCGAGUCCUGGGGCUCCAUCUGGCGCAUGGACACCAACCACCGCAUGCAGCCGCCCUUCUCCAUCCGCAUCCGCAACGAGUCCGGCAAGACGCUCGUCGCCAGGAACGUCAUCCCGGCCAACUGGAGGCCCAACACCUUCUACCGCUCCUUCGUCCAGUACAGCUAGCUAGCUGGUUUGCGCCCUCGGGCCGCUCGGUCACCACCACCCACCACUACUACCACCACCACCCACUAGACUACUGCUUCUGCUACCAAAUACUACGGCGGAACGGAACGGCUGGUUGCCGCCGCCGCCGUCGUCCUUGGAAAGGUUGAGGCGUCUCUUGGUCAUCCGUAUCGUUACCGUUGUCAUGGUCCUUUGAGUCGUUGCAACCCUGAUUGCAAGCCGGCAAGGGGGAAAAAACCAACAAAGCCGUGUGGGAAAAUGGAGGAGGCAGGCGUACAAUGUACGCUCUCCCGCCCACUGUUGCUUUAUAAUCUCUAUAUCAUCAUCAUCUUCUUCUUCUCCAUUCCGAUCGGUGAUUAAUCGAAAAGUAUAUUGUAAUGUAUAAACACCAUUUCCUGUUUCCCGGAGCUGAGCUACCCUGUUCACACCCCUGUGCAGGGUUGAGGCUUCUGCAUGUUAAUUGUUCUUUCGUC